This is a messenger RNA of Scleropages formosus (Asian bonytongue), 951 nucleotides long. RefSeq names its product progestin and adipoQ receptor family member 4-like. Lineage: Eukaryota; Metazoa; Chordata; Actinopteri; Osteoglossiformes; Osteoglossidae. Gene Ontology annotation, cellular component: membrane. The coding region runs from base 133 to 951 and encodes 272 amino acids. The record is from RefSeq and is a predicted model, not a curated record. The transcript has 3 exons. Gene Ontology annotation, molecular function: signaling receptor activity.
UGCAGUCUGUUAGAGUGCAUUGAUUGCCUGCGCACAGACAGAAUUUGCCUCUCUCACCCAUCCCAUGUUCUGCGCACUUUCAGCCUGCACCGGCGUUUAUCAUAUUUUCAUGAUCGUAUUUUGCGCGUGAGCAUGGCCUUCCUGAGCGGACCCCGGCUGCUGGACUUGGCCAGUUCCCCUCCGCACCUGCAGUUCAACAAGUACGUGCUCACCGGGUACCGGCCCGUGUCCUCGGGGCUCGAGUGCGUGCGGAGCCUCUUCUACCUGCACAACGAGCUGGGCAACAUCUACACGCACGGAAUCCCUCUGCUUUGCUUCCUGGUGCUGCUUCCCCUCAACAUCCCCUGGUCGCAGAUCAGCAUCACGUGGCUGGGAGUCGUCCACUUCCUGGCCUGCCUGUCUCCGCAGCUGGGCUCCGUGCUCUACCACGUCUUCAUGAACCACGAAGGGGGGGCGCCCGUCUACCACACUCUGCUCGCCCUUGACAUGUGUGGCAUCUGCAUGAUCAACACCUUAGGAGCGCUGCCCAUCGUUUACAUCACGCUGCUGUGCUACCCCUCGCUGCGCAGCACCGCCCUGCUGGCCUACAUCGUGCUGUCCGGCUACUCCAUCUACUGCGCCGUGAGCGCUCGCGACAACGUGCGCCGGCUGCGCUCCUUCGCCUGGCAGGCCCUCUUCCGCUCAGUCUUCUUCCUGUCGCGCUGGGCGGGGGUGGGUGGCGGGAGCCCCACCUCCUUGCGCCACUUCAUCGCCAUGGACUCGCUGGCGCUGCUGGGCGGCCUCAUCAACAUCAGCCGCGUGCCCGAGCGCUUCCGGCCGGGCCUCUUCGACUACUGGUGCAACAGCCACCAGAUCAUGCACGUGUUGGUGGUGGGAUCCAUUGUGUGCCUGCACUGGGGGGUCCUCGACGACCUCGUGUGGAUCAACAGCUACCGCUGCCCACCCGACUGA